CGUGCGUCACGGGGCUGCAGGUGAGGCGCGGGGCGCUGACCCCUCCGCUGUGUCUUGCAGUACGAGAUGUACACCAUCGAGCGGAACGCGGAGCGGACGGCCACCGCGGGGAGGCUGCUGUAUGACAUGUUUGUGAAUUUCCCAGACCAGCCCGUGGUAUGGAGAGAAAUCAGCAUUAUUACAUCAGCAUUAAGGAAUGAUUCACAGGAUAAACAAACCCAGUUUUUAAGAAGUUUAUUUGAAACUCUUCCUGGCCGCAUCCAGUGUGAAAUGUUAUUAAAGGUCACGGAACAAUGCUUCAAUACGCUGGAAAGAUCAGAAAUGUUACUCCUGCUUUUGAGGCGCUUCCCUGAAACAGUUGUGCAACAUGGGUUUGGCCUUGGGGAGGUCCUUUUAGAAGCUGAAACUCUUGAAGAACAAGAGUCACCUGUUAAUUGCUUUAGAAAAUUAUUUGUUUGUGAUGUACUUCCUCUCAUAAUUAACAACCACGAUGUUCGAUUGCCUGCCAAUUUGCUAUAUAAAUACUUGAACAAAGCAGCUGAAUUUUAUAUCAACUAUGUCACUAGGUCUGCUCAAAUAGAAAAUCAGCAUCAAGGUGCCCAAGAUGCAUCGGAUUUAAUGUCACCCAGCAAACGUAGCUCCCAGAAGUAUGUAAUAGAAGGACUGACUGAAAAAUCAUCCCAGAUUGUGGACCCUUGGGAGAGGUUGUUUAAGAUUUUGAAUGUUGUUGGAAUGAGAUGUGAAUGGCAGAUGGAUAAAGGAAGACGAAGCUAUAGUGAUAUAUUGCAUAGGAUGAAGGAUCUCUGCAGAUACAUGAACAACUUCGAUAAUGAAGCACACGCAAAAUAUAAAAACCAAGUGGUUUAUUCCACUAUGUUGGUCUUCUUUAAGAAUGCAUUCCAGUAUGUCAACAGCAUACAGCCAUCUCUCUUCCAAGGACCUAAUGCUCCAAACCAAGUUCCGCUGGUCCUUCUUGAAGAUGUAUCAAAUGUAUAUGGUGAUGUGGAAAUUGAUCGUAAUAAACACAUUCAUAAAAAGAGGAAACUAGCUGAGGGAAGAGAAAAAACCAUGCAGAGUUCAGAUGAUGAAGAUUGUUCAGCAAAAGGAAGAAACCGUCACAUUAUAGUCAAUAAAGCAGAGCUCGCUAACUCCGUUGAGGUGUUAGAAAGCUUUAAGUUGGCCAGGGAGAGCUGGGAGUUGCUCUAUUCCCUAGAAUUUCUUGACAAAGAAUUUACAAGAAUUUGCUUGGCAUGGAAAACAGAUACUUGGCUGUGGUUAAGAAUCUUUCUCACCGAUAUGAUCAUCUAUCAGGGUCAGUAUAAAAAGGCAAUAGCCAGCCUGCACCAUUUGGCAGCUCUCCAAGGGUCACUUUCUCAGCCACAGAUUCCAGGACAGGGCACCUUGGAGCACCAGAGGGCGCUCAUCCAGCUGGCCACGUGCCACUUCGCUUUGGGGGAGUACAGGAUGACAUGUGAGAAAGUCCUGGACCUGAUGUGCUACAUGGUCUUACCCAUUCAGGAGGGAGGCAAAUCCCAGGAAGAACCCUCAAAAGUAAAGCCCAAAUUUAGAAAAGGUUCGGAUCUGAAGCUCCUGCCCUGCACCAGUAAAGCUAUUAUGCCAUACUGCCUGCAUUUGAUGUUAGCCUGCUUUAAGCUUAGAGCUUUCACAGACAACAGAGACGAUAUGGCACUCGGGCAUGUGAUCGUCUUGCUGCAGCAGGAGUGGCCACGGGGAGAGAAUCUUUUCUUGAAAGCUGUCAAUAAAAUUUGCCAACAAGGAAAUUUCCAGUAUGAGAAUUUUUUCAAUUAUGUCACAAACAUUGACAUGUUGGAGGAAUUUGCCUACUUGAGAACUCAGGAAGGUGGGAAGAUCCAUCUGGAAUUACUGCCGAAUCAAGGAAUGCUGAUCAACCAUUGCAGACCUUUUGGGUGGUCCCUCCAGCUGAGUGGCAGAUGUUGUGAGCAGAGUUCAGCUCCUUCCCUGGGGCCUUCUAGCCCUCCCCUGGGGUUACUGCAGCAGGAAUUCUUACCUGUGCUUCAGCCCAGCAUACAGACUGCUGACAGGUACCACGUGGAAACACCUGCUCAUAGUGUGCUGUUUGUCCACAUGUUCUCCAGCCCAUGGUUUCAGCUCUUUGUUCCUCAGUGCUCUUUUUCAUGCUUUAUUUUUUUAAUUUGUUCUGCAUUCCUUGGCAAACCAUCUGGUUGUAAUAUUGUAACAUUUCUUAUUUUUUUUCCAUAAGUUGCCAGUGUGUUUGUGUUCAAUUUAAAAAUCAUUAUGGAUCUGGGAAAAAAAUGAAAAUUUUAUAAAAUUGUAUUAGAUUCAAUUAGCACAUUCAAUUAAGUGCUAAACUAUGACUCUUUUGAUAAAACAUGAGGCUUUUGGUCAUAAAUACUUAAGGAUGCUGAAGUUUACUUGAGCUAAAUUCUUACUGAAGGAUUUUCAUGUUGGGGACCAGUAUUGUGUUGGUUUAACUGGGCACGAGCACAGUUUUCUCCAGCCACUGGUACUAUUUUCAGACCUUGCCUUUCUGAAUAGAAAUUAAUUUGAUAAGCUAAAAUGAUGCCAUGCUGAUUAGCUAAUUUAUCCUGCUCUUAAACUGAGUUAACUACAGUCACGUGUUACCUACCCACGAGGGUAUUUUCUGGAAGUGCACCAUUGGGUGAUUUCAUCGUUGUUUGUGUGAACGUUGCAGAGUGCACACACACACACCCCAGCUGGCCUGGUGACCUGCUACACACCCAGGCUGUGUGAGUACAACAGGUCUCUGGUUGAGCAAAGCAUUGUUAUGUGGCGCAUGACUGUAAUUGUCGUCUUUACCCAAACUCACUAGAGGAAUCUAGGCUCUAAUUGAAAUGUAAAUGAGUUGUGCUGCUCUUUGUACAUGGAAACAAUCCCACCAUGAUUGGCAGGAUGUGAUAGUAAUCAUAUUUUGGGUCAGAUUAAGGGCACCGUUUGCCCAUUAGCUCACUGCCCCCAAAUGCCAGGGUCUUCUGCUUGGCCCAGGUCGGGGUUGCAGCCCUGGACCUGUAAGAGCAGCAUCUCAGGGCAGCACAACAUGGUUUACAUCCACUCCCAGUGGGACUCAGAGCCUCAACCUCCCUGACGCUGUGUCCUGGCUAUGGAUUUGAGAUGCCCACACAGAACUGUGCAUCUUCUCCAUGGCCCUGCUGUGUCACCACAUAGUUCUCUAAGAUGUCCAUGGCCAUCGCAGAGUGUUUUGUAAUAGCUUCACCAGUCUAACAAAGCCUGAUGUUUUUCUUCUAUGGUUUUGCAACCUUAUGACUCUUGUUUACUUUUUACGAUAAUUAAUGUGUUUUUAAAACAAAUAUUUUAGAAUGACUUCAACAGGUUAUUUUGCUCAGUACGUAAAAGUCUAAUGAUGAAAUUUUCCUUGCCUGAGGAAGUUAGGCAGCAGUAGUGGGCAGGGAAUGGCAGUGGAUUUUGUUUGUCUAAAUCUGCCAUGUCAUGGAACUACCACAGCUAAAACUCCUUUCCCCCUAACUGAGCCCACUGAUUUUUGCUGGUCUUCUUUUCCUGUCUUCAUUUGAUUGUCUUCAGUUUUCCGGGGUUUUGUUUGUGAUUUCCUUUUCUAACAACCACUUUGGGGGCACAGUUAGACACCACUUUACUUGUGCUCCCCCUGACCCUUCCACAGACACACAGGUCCCUCUGAGCGCCUGGACAGAGCUUUCUUCCUGGGACUUGGCAGGCCACUGGCUCUUCUCAGUGAUUCUGCCCUUCUCCCAUCCUGUGCCACCUUCUUGCCUCAGGACACCUAAGCCCCUGCCUUUUUUUUAAGCAGCCAAGAGUCUGGAUGAGCCUAACAUUCAGGCGCUGCCCUGUUCUGGUACCAUGGGGAAAGAGAUGCCCCAGGACCCCAGCAGCUGUGCAGAAGCCCUUUGGGGAGCCCCAGCUGUGGGAGCCCUGGCGUGCUCUGGAUCUCGUCCUGCUGCUGCUGCUUCUCCAGUGUGUUGGCCUGGCUGGGUGCCAGUGCUAUGUGGCCAGUGGGACAGCAACCUUCCCACCCCACGUAGCAGAACUGUGUGCGAGCCAGCAGUAAGGAUGCGUAAGAUCAGAGCUUCAGGAAUUCAACAGCAUUUCAUGGAACAUAGAUGUUUCAAAUAAAUUGUAUGGGUGGUAAAAAAACAAAACAAAACAAAAAAAUGCCUCUCUAGUUUUAAGUCUUGCUGAGCAGGAAUGAGUAGGAGUGGUUGUUUGGUUGCAGCUUUUCUUUUUAAAUUUGAUUUACAGUUUUUACUUAUAUGUACAUAGAUAUGAUGCAGGCUUUAUUCCCACUUAAGUAGUGCUGGUCAGCGAUGCUGCUGCUAAUGCCUGGCCUCUGUCUGUUUCCCUGUUGCUGACCGCAGGCACCACACGGUCACUCGAGGCAUCACCAAAGGUGUGAAGGAGGACUUCCGCCUGGCCAUGGAGCGCCAGGUCUCCCGCUGUG
Molecule: messenger RNA, 4453 nt
Organism: Fukomys damarensis (Damara mole-rat)
Lineage: Eukaryota; Metazoa; Chordata; Mammalia; Rodentia; Bathyergidae
Gene: Ints10
Product: integrator complex subunit 10
Exons: 17
Coding region: 67-2241 (724 amino acids)
Biological process (GO): snRNA processing
Cellular component (GO): integrator complex
Source: RefSeq, a predicted model, not a curated record